Molecule: messenger RNA, 1573 nt
Organism: Anopheles maculipalpis
Lineage: Eukaryota; Metazoa; Arthropoda; Insecta; Diptera; Culicidae
Gene: Cyp4aa1
Product: probable cytochrome P450 4aa1
Exons: 8
Coding region: 77-1573 (498 amino acids)
Molecular function (GO): monooxygenase activity; heme binding; iron ion binding
Source: RefSeq, a predicted model, not a curated record
GAACGACGUGAUUUGGGUGCAUCGUAGUCUAAAAUAGUGAAUUGUGUUGUAGAAACCACCCAACACGGACAGCAGUAUGACAUUCUUUCAAGCGCUCGAAAAAUCUUCCGCCGUGGAGCUUUAUACCUACAUCACACUGCUGCUGAUAUGUGUUCUGCUGUACAUCUUCUCGGACUAUCUUAAAGUAUGCACGCUCGCGUUCCGAUUACCCGGCCCAACGGCUUAUCCCGUCAUAGGCAACUGUCUGGACAUUGCUAAGAAAGAUCUCAUCUCGCGGGAGAUGUCCGAAGCUUACAAAAACUAUGGUCCACUGGCACGCGUCUGGAUAUUUGUCUUUCCUAUGUUUGUCGUGUUUGAUCCGAACGACCUGAAGGUGAUCCUCUCGUCCAAGAAACACACCAACAAAUCGAUGUUCUAUAAACUGUUGCACAACUUUCUCGGCCGUGGACUUAUCACCAGCAGUGGACACAAAUGGAGCUCCCAUCGGAAGCUGAUACAGCCAUCGUUUAAUAUCGCGAUAUUGGAGAAGUUUAUCGACACGUUCACUGAUAGUGCAUCGUCACUGAUCGACAAACUACCGAAGGAGGAAACGGUGCUAAAUGUCACCGAAUAUGUAAACAACUGUGUGAUCGACAUUCUGAACGAGGCUGUUCUAGGUGUCCCAGUUAAAUCGGUGGACAAGAAAGAGAUGGAACAGUCACCCUUUAGACAAGGAAAGGUCGUUGCACCGUACCGUAUUACCCAUCCCUGGCUGUUGUUCAACUCGAUUUACAAACUGACUGAUGCGGCAACCGCAGAACUCAACCAAAAGAAGCAGCUGGACGAUUUCUCCAGGAAGAUGAUCCGUCGUCGGCGUGAAAUUCUAAAAACUCUCACACCGUCCGAUCGCCGCUGUCUCUUAGACUUUAUGAUCGAAAUCUCCAACGAAAAUCCCGACUUUACCGAGGACGAUAUUAUCGAUGAGGCGUGCACGUUUAUGUUGGCGGGACAAGAUUCGGUUGGUGCUGCCGUUGCCUUUACAUUGUUUCUGCUCGCACGCCACCAAGACCAUCAGACGAAAUGCUACGAAGAGAUCCAGCGACACAUCGGUACAGACUGUUCUAAACCACCGACAGCCGAAGGUAUCCGUGAGCUGCGCCAUCUGGAAGCUUGCAUCAAGGAAAGUCUACGUCUCUACCCAAGCGUACCGCUGAUGGCACGCAAGAUCGGUGAAGAUAUCCGAGUGGGCAAGUAUAACCUACCGGCCGGUACGGAAAUCAUGAUCCUACCGUACGCAACGCACCGACUCGAACACAUCUAUCCCGAUCCGGAACGAUUCGAUCCGGAGCGGUUCGGUGAUGGGGCACCGCAUCAGAACCCGUACGCAUUCAUUCCGUUCAGCGCUGGGCCACGCAACUGUGUUGGGUACAAGUUUGCGUACAUCGAGAUGAAGACGGUCAUUUCGCGGGUGUUGCAAAAUUUCCAUCUUUCACCGGCACCGGGUAAGGAGGAGGUGCAGCCAAUCUUUCGGAUGACGCUACGAGCGAGGGGAGGGCUAUGGGUAAAAAUGACUCCAAGGAAAACCGCUGCGUAG